Molecule: messenger RNA, 246 nt
Organism: Peronospora belbahrii
Lineage: Eukaryota; Oomycota; Peronosporomycetes; Peronosporales; Peronosporaceae
Source: the annotation of a GenBank genome assembly
AUGUCCUUCUUCCAGCGUCUUGUGUCUUAUGUAAUUAAUGACGUGGCUGUCAAGGCUCUUUCGAAUUCACGUGUGUUUCAGCGAUUAGCACUCAAGACGCACUAUCACAUUGAGGAUGCAAAGACAGUGGCAUCUACAAGCGCCGACGUAUUGAAGAACUCGUUGGAGAAUUAUGCACCCAAGAUUAAGGAGUUUGGCGACGUAUUUCGAGAGGAAUUGGCCCGAGACAUGAAGAAAAUGAAGUGA